AUGCUAGUGAACACUUCCUCUAGCAGCGUAGUCCAAUCAGAACCACCUGGAAUGUUCACCGCAGGAACACAGCUAUAUAUCCUAAACGGUACCGACCCAGAGGGGGAUGCCGUGUGGUUUGGCCUGACCUUUGAGAAGGGCACCAGAGAAUACCUGAGAGUGGACCCUAAGUCAGGAAACAUAACUCUCAUUCAGGAACUGGACAGAGAGAAACAAGGUGAAAUCGUAGCUUUUGUUAGCAUAACAGAUGGUCGGAAUAAGGUUGUCGAGACGAUACGGGUGUUUGUCACCGAUGCCAAUGAUGAGCAACCAGAGUUCCAGAACCUGCCUUUCGCCGUGGACGUCCCCGAGGACACCGCGGCUGGAAGCAGCAUUUACAGAGUACAAGCGGUGGAUAAAGACAUGGGCUCUGGAGGCAGUGUCAACUACUACUUACUGGAUGGGGGUGGACAGUACAAAGGGAAGCACCAGGUGUUGACAUCUACAGCCACCAUAACCAUCAACGUCCUCGARGCCCAAGACACUCCUCCAGCCUUCAUUGGAACUCCUUACUUUGGCUACGUCUACGAAGUCUCACUUCCUGUAAGUACAACACAACCUCCUUACUUUGGCUACGUCUACGAAGUCUCACUGCCUGCAACUGAGCUGGGGCCGAGUGAGGAGCUUUUGGACUACUAUACCAUGACUGUGGUGACGGUUCGAGUGGUGGACCUCAACAACCACCCACCUACCUUCUACGGAGAGAACGGGCCCCAGAGCCAGUUCGAGGUGACCAUGUAUGAGCACCCUCCAGAGGGGGAGAUCCUCAGGGGGCUAAAGAUAACGGUCAACGACUCUGAUCAGGGUGCGAAUGCUAAAUUUAAACUGAGAUUGGUGGGGCCUGGUCGUGUACUCAGAGUGGUGCCCCAGACGGUCCUCAAUGAAGCACAGGUCACCGUCAUCGUUGAAGACUCUGCUGCCAUCGAUUACGAAAAAGGCAAAACCUUAACGUACAAGUUACUAGCGAUGGAGAUUGACACCCUUGAGAGGUUCAGUGCCACGGCUGAUAUUGUGAUUCAUCUUCUGGACACCAAUGACAACACUCCCAGGUUCACCUCAGAAUAUUACGUCGCCCGUAUCCCGGAAAACUCCCCCGGAGGCUCCAACGUAGUGUCUGUCACCAUCGUGACUUCUGCUAAUGAUCCAGAUUCUGGCCUUUGGGGUGAAGUCAAAUACUCCAUCUAUGGUUCCAGAACUGAUUUGUUUCUCAUCCAUCCGUCUUCAGGCAUCAUAUACACCCAGGCCUGGGCCACUCUGGAUGCUGAGGUCAAGUCCAAGUACAACUUCUACGUGAAGGCAGAGGACACAGAGGGCAAGUACAGCCUGGCGGAGGUGUUUGUCACUGUCCUGGACAUCAACGACCAUGUUCCAGAGUUCGAUGACAGCCUUGUGGAGCGGACCAUGGUCAUUGGUGCACCUGUUAGAGUAGAGGUAUCAAUAGAUGCCGAUGCAGGGUCGCCCAACAACAUCAUUGAGUAUUCCAUCAUGCAACUGAGCCGAAACAAUAUCUUCGACAUCAACGCGAACGGGAGAGAUCAACCUAAGUCGUACAUCAAGUCCAUGGAGAUCGUGCAGAACAUCACCAAGCAGAAGGACUAUGGUCUCUGGUGUCAAGCCCGGGACCGAGGGUCUCCGUCCUUCAGCACUACCGCCGUGGUCAACAUCGACAUCACUGAGGCGACUCAAGUCAAUGGGCCUAUGGCAACCUUUUUAUUGCAAAGUAGGGACAACCCAAUGAAGGCCCUUGGCAUGGUCGCUGGUGUCAUCAGCAUAUUGGUAGGGGUCACUGUCUUGAUCUCCACGGCUACGUUCUUGCGCAACACCAAGUCCAACAGGAUAAUGCCGGCACGCCGCAUUGUCAUCAGACGGAGACCGCCAACGGACCGCAAGCCGUGGACUUUUAACGUACCGUUCCGUGGUAGCGGAAAUMACUCGUCGAACAAGUUCAUUGUAGGCGACCAGGAAGCAGGGAGUGUCAACAUCAACCUCAACAACAAAAGCGGCCCCCGGUGGUCCAGGUCAAAACCCAAGCCAACGCCCCCUAGAGCUCCCUGCCUGCCCCCUCCAUCCUGCCCUCCUCCGUCCUCCAACCCCAGGCCCAGUGAGAGGCCCCGGCCCUGGGCAGCAGUGCCCACCGUCUCUGGGGGCCUGACCUCCACUGGUUCCAGGAGAUCCAGCCAGAGCAGGGAGAUCAACAUCGGCUCUGACACUUCUAGGAUCCCCGUCAGCUCAGCCCUGGUCUCUGAACUCAAAAUGAGACUAGAGCAGAAAAUCAUUGAGAGCAACUCAAGCUAUUAUUGAACCCGAUAGUUGUAGUGUGUGCUUGCACUCUAACCAAUCUCUCAGUAAUUGUCUCGACUUCUGAAGGUUACUCAGUCCUAGUAUUGUAAAACUGCAAAUGUAAAGGAAGGUUAACCGCUAGGCUCUUAACCGCUAGGCUCUUA
Molecule: messenger RNA, 2483 nt
Organism: Salvelinus sp. IW2-2015
Lineage: Eukaryota; Metazoa; Chordata; Actinopteri; Salmoniformes; Salmonidae
Source: RefSeq, a predicted model, not a curated record